This is a messenger RNA of Papaver somniferum (opium poppy), 1873 nucleotides long. RefSeq names its product probable 26S proteasome non-ATPase regulatory subunit 3. Gene Ontology annotation, biological process: ubiquitin-dependent protein catabolic process; regulation of protein catabolic process. Gene Ontology annotation, molecular function: enzyme regulator activity. Lineage: Eukaryota; Viridiplantae; Streptophyta; Magnoliopsida; Ranunculales; Papaveraceae. The record is from RefSeq and is a predicted model, not a curated record. Gene Ontology annotation, cellular component: proteasome regulatory particle, lid subcomplex; proteasome complex. The transcript is spliced from 9 exons. Bases 173 to 1636 code for a protein of 487 amino acids.
UCGAGUUUAACUUGCAGAAAACGAAAAUUACUAUAAAAAAAAGAAGAAAAGAAAAAGGCUCAAAAAGCUCCCAGUAGAAAACCCUAGGUUCUCUAAGCUGUGGAUCUCUUCAGAUCCCAUUCAAGUUUCAAUUAAAAUCUUCCCCGCUUGACAAAUCGAGUGUUUCUUCAGAAUGACUCAAGAUGUGGAGAUGAAAGAACAACCAGCUCCUUCGAAUUCUGUUCCAUCUAAUGUUCCCUCAACUUUGCAUCAUUUGAAAGAAAUAGCGGCUAUAGUUGAGACUGGCGCAUAUACUAAAGAGGUUCGAAGAAUCAAUAGAGCUGUUCGACUCACACUCGCAUUAAGGAAGAAACUGAAGACUUCAGUUGUCUCUUCGUUUCUCAAUUAUGCCCUUGCUUCAGGUUCAGAGGCACUCAUUCGGUUGCUUUCUUAUCUUCCAAAGGAAGAUGACCAUGACAUGGAAGUUGAUACUGCAACAUCUGCAACUCACACCCCUGCUAAACACUCUCCAGAACUUGAAAUUUACGCAUACCUGCUUGUUCUGAUAUUUCUGAUUGAUCAAAAGAAGUACCCUGAGGCUAAAGCUUGUGGGAAAGCAGGUAUUGCUCGCUCAAGGAAUAUGAACAAGAGAACCAUUGAUGUUCUAGCAUCGAGACUUUAUCACUUUUACUCUUACUGCUACGAGAUGACAGGUGAUCUUGUUGAAAUCAGAGGAGACCUCUUGAACUUGCAUCGGAUUGUCACUUUGCGUCGCGAUGAGCUUGGUCAGGAAACACUACUCAACUUGCUACUUCGCAAUUACCUCCAUUACAACUUGUAUGAUCAGGCAGAGAAGCUGAGGUCAAAGGCUCCCCGUUUUGAAGCUCACUCAAACCAGCAGUUCUGUCGAUACCUUUUCUACUUGGGAAAGAUUAGGACUAUUCAGUUGGAGUACACUGAUGCUAAAGAUAGCCUCCUGCAAGCUGCUCGUAAAGCUCCUGUUGGAGCCCUUGGCUUCAGAGUUCAAUGCAACAAGUGGGCCAUCAUAGUUCGAUUGUUGUUGGGAGAAAUACCAGAGAGAACUGUGUUCAUGCAGAAAGGCAUGAAAACAGUUUUGAGGCCAUACUUUGAGCUUACAAAUGCUGUUCGUAUUGGUGAUUUGGAGUUGUUUAGGAAUGUGGCGGACAAGUUUGCAAGUACUUUCAGCGCAGACAGGACUCACAAUCUGAUUGUAAGGUUGAGACAUAAUGUCAUCAGAACAGGGCUUCGCAACAUAAGCAUCUCUUAUUCCCGCAUUUCACUUGUUGAUGUGGCCCACAAGCUUAGGUUGGACUCACCAAACCCUGUAGCGGAUGCUGAGAGCAUUGUAGCCAAGGCAAUCCGAGAUGGUGCCAUCGAUGCAACUUUGGACCAUGCAAAUGGGUGGAUGGUAUCAAAGGAGACGGGGGAUGUUUACUCCACAAAUGAACCUCAAUCUGCUUUCAACUCGAGGAUUGCCUUCUGCCUCAACAUGCAUAAUGAGGCUGUGCGUGCUCUGCGAUUCCCUCCAAAUUCACAUAAGAAGGAAAAGGAAAGUGCAGAAAAAAGGAGGGAGAGACAACAACAGGAGCAGGAGCUUGCAAAGCAUAUUGCCGAGGAAGACGAUGACGAGUUCUAAGUUCCACCUGCCAGCUUGUCAAGUUGUUACCGAGACAGUACCAUCCCUUGUAUUUGUUUUUGUUCAGCUUUUCCUUGAAAUAUUUCAUCCCCAGGAGGGAUCCUAUAUUACUUUCUUAAUACUGUUACUCAGGAUAGAGUUUCUUUAACUUAUAUUUGUUCUCCAUCUUAUUUUUUGUUUUAUGAUUUCAAGAUCUGAAUCUAGAAUUGUUGUCUAUUAAGAGUUUUUCUUUUCUAA